AUGCCCUUCCACCACGGACACCAUCGCCAGGUGCCGAGUGCGAGCGGUGGCAUUCUCAGUGCUGCGAUCAACGCCGCUUCCAUCGGCGCGCCAGGCCUGAACCUUCAUCGCUCGCCAGGCACAUCCACCACCUCCACCACCACCAGCAGCGGCACCGAUUCCUUUGCCCAGCAGCCCCAUGACGAGACCUCCUCCGCGAACAGGGAGCUGAACAACUACAGCCAUACCCUCGCCCAGAGCCAGAGCCAGAGCCAGAGCCAGACCACCGACAUCAAACAUGCUAUGACUAUGGCCCACCCCAGCCGACUAGCCCACGAUCCUGCCGCUGCAGCGCCCUUGUCAGCUUCUGUGUCCUCCGCAUACGACGCCAAACACCCGUUCACCUCUCCCCAACGGAACAAUACUCACACACACACCCAGCGCGUCUCCGACGAUCUGCGCAUCCCCUCCAACGCGCCCUCGCUGUCGUCGCCGUACGAUUACCACCCUCCCCAACACCAGCACCAGCAGCCGUACCACCCGGACCCGGCCUUCUCGCGCGGCAUAGCUCCCUCGUUCAAUCUUCAGCAGGCCACUCCCCAAAACCACCAGUCCUCUACCGCUCUGCCCUCCAACGCUUCCUCGACCAGUACCCUCCCAGGCGCACUCCAGCCGGCCGGGGGUGUAUCGCGUCCCGCUCCGUCGGCCUCCUACACCGCACCUUCGACGGUGCCGACGAUGCAACAACAGCCGCCCAUACAGACCAACGCUUCGCAGUAUACUCAGUCGCCCUCGAGAGCAAACACUCUGCACAGCCAUUCGCGGAGCAGCCCUGGAGACAUGGACGGCGGUCACAAAUACAUCCCCUUCAAUCAAACUCCCGCUCAGACGCCUGCGACCUCCAAUCCGAAGGCAUACAAUAUCUCCAAUGCACACACACCUUCCGCUGGGCCUUCGCACAGCCCUCUCAACUUGACAGAUAUUCGUUCGCGAGCCAUAUCCGAUGCCAAUGAAGGAGCGCAAGGCACCGCCUUUUUCAGCUACUCCGACUCACCGACCAACUCCAACUAUCUCGCUCCAUUCCCUACAUACGCUUACGAUUGGUGCAAAUGGCCAGUAGUAGGUGGAAGCAGUGCUGGAAAGAUGGCGGUCGGAAGCUAUUUGGAGGAUCCGCAUAACUUUAUUCAGAUCUUGGACACACAAAUAAAGCCGCAAGAUGCAGCCGGGCCGGGUCAAGCGCCGUACGGACUGGAGUAUAGCAAAGUGGCAGAGGCGACAUGCGCAUAUCCGGUGACAAGGAUCCUAUGGGAGCCUCCAAGUUCGCAAAAGACGAGUACCGAUCUGCUCGCGACGAGUGGGGACCAUCUACGAUUGUGGAGUCUUCCGGCGCCUGGAACACCGCAUACGAGCAACAACAUCAACCGCACCGCUACAGCGAAUUCUCGGGAGCCUCAGCCACAGAAGCUGCAGCCGCUUGCCCUCUUAUCAAAUAGCAAGACACCCGAACACACCGCUCCAUUGACAUCACUGGACUGGAAUACGUUGUCGCCGAAGCUAAUCAUUACCUCCUCCAUCGACACGACAUGUACGAUCUGGGAUAUACCUACAUUGACUGCCAAAACACAGCUGAUCGCACACGACAAGGAAGUCUUCGACGUGCGGUUUUGUGCCGGAUCCGUGGAUGUGUUUGUCUCGUGCGGAGCGGACGGCAGUGUGCGUAUGUUCGACCUGAGGAGUUUGGAGCAUUCCACCAUUAUUUAUGAGCCGGCCGAGAAGAGUGACAAGGGUAGGUUCUGAAAAGGAAGAAAUCCGUUGCGACAGGUUAGACUGACUGCCUGUGUAGCUUCUUCUCCCGUUGCAUCAUCACCCUCGAAGGCAGGGCAAACAUUGACCCCUGCGCCACCGCUGCUCCGACUUGCAGCUUCGCCGCAUGAUGCACAUCUUCUGGCGACUUUUGCCUCCGACAGCAACAUUAUCCGCAUACUGGACGUACGGCAACCCGGGACCGCGUUGCUGGAACUUCGUGGCCAUGAGAGUAACCUGAACAGUAUUGAAUGGAACCCGAGCCGGAGAGGAAUGCUCGCAUCGGGUGCCGACGACAGCCUUGUCCUCGUGUGGGAUCUGUUGAACUCGCAGAACCAAGCUUCCGUGCCCGCGGUCAAUGGCAACGGAAGCGGCCCGAGCGAAACGCAGGGCAAAGGCCCCUUCGCAAGCUGGCGGUGCGAGUACGAAGUCGCCAACGUCUCGUGGGCUCCGCAGAGCAAUCUCACGACUCAGGGCGGCGAUUGGCUGGGCGUAUGUGCGGGCAGAGGGGUCUGGGGAGUGAAGCUAUAG
Messenger RNA from Lecanosticta acicola, 2313 nucleotides. Lineage: Eukaryota; Fungi; Ascomycota; Dothideomycetes; Mycosphaerellales; Mycosphaerellaceae. The record is from the annotation of a GenBank genome assembly.